AAAUUAAAAAGUCGUUUUUUCAAAUCAUAUCUAAACAACCUCUACAAGCUCCCACGAACAAAACCAAGAUGGAAAAGAAUUUUGAACUUGAAAAAAGUGAUUAAAUAGUCCAAAAUCUCCAGCCAAGUAGAACCCAAAAUCCAUGGGUCGCAAAAGAGACAGAAGCCACUUCAAUCGCCCUGCUCCUUACUCUUUCCCAAAACGCCGCCGUCCAACACCAACCACCGAAGAUUCUUUGCCAUCGGAAAACAACUCAACAUCGUCCACCAAGCAGCAGCCACCGGCUAGUGUGGUGGUUAUCGGUGUUCCUUCUGAAUGUUCGGUGCUCGACAUUAAGUCUCGUUUUGAGAUUUAUGGAUCUAUAUCCAGAACACGUAUUGAACCCAAUGGUCUCGCUCAUAUCACUUUUCGUAACAAUGAUUCUGCUCAAUCUGCUGUUGAAGCUGCCGUUGAUACAUCUUUUCCCAUUACUCUCCAUUCCAAGCCGGUUCAGGUAAUAUGGGCAACUGACCAUGCAGCGCAGUGGAAGGAAGGCGUGAUGCGAAAGGAUGAACAAUCUACAUCAACAGUUGCAUCAAAGCUAGUUAGAGCAGAGGUGCCAUUAAGUAGGCACGGAAGAGGUAAUAGACUGGGAUCAGCAAUUGUGAAUCCCAGAGACGAGGAGAAUGAUAAUGUUGGCGGUACUGUUCGUGCACAUGUUAGUACAAGGUUGGUUGAGCCCUACAAGGGUAGGGAAAUUGUUGCCUAUGAUGAUAUUUUGUAACUUUCGUGGUUUGAGGGAUUGCCUCACUUGUAACAUUAACUAUAUGGCUCUCCAAAGUAAUAUGAGAGCUUUCAUUAGGUAAAGCUGGAGUUUUUAUUGCAGAUUAGUUGUGAUUUUUAGUUCCAGAUGUUCUUUUAGUGAGGUUCAGAUCUUGUUUGUUUUUAUUCUCUGUAUAAUACUAGCAAUAAAAAAUAAUCCUGUAUGUAAGAAUUUUCUUUAUUUGAGUAUGAAAUUCAUGUAUGUUUCUGUCUUAGCAAAUACAAUACUGUUCCCUGA
This is a messenger RNA of Capsicum annuum, 1039 nucleotides long. RefSeq lists its product as uncharacterized. The record is from RefSeq and is a predicted model, not a curated record. The coding region runs from base 143 to 763 and encodes 206 amino acids. Gene Ontology annotation, molecular function: RNA binding. The transcript has 2 exons. Lineage: Eukaryota; Viridiplantae; Streptophyta; Magnoliopsida; Solanales; Solanaceae.